GCUUACAAAUCUAUGGAAGCAAUCAACCAGUUGAGCUGUGGUUGGGUUCGUGACUUACAGAGCAUGACUGUAAAUAACAAUGUUUUGGUGACUGCAAAGGUUCGACACUCCCAGCAGAUGAACGCAACACCACUUCAUCCCUGGGUCAUCGCCAAUAAAGACGGUAUGGUAGAGGCAGCACAUUGCGACUGCAAAGCUGGUCUCGGGGAGACUUGUAGCCAUGUCGGAGCCUUGCUUUUCCACAUAGAGUUCAUACAUCGCCUCAUGUCCCGCAGAACUGUGACACAGGAAAAGGCUUACUGGUCCAUGCCUUCAGCAGUCGACAAGGUGCCCUAUGCUGAAAUUCGGGGUAUAGAUUUCACUUCUGUGUCAACCAAGAAAAGGCGUCUUGACAGUGUUAUUAAUGGUGAGGACGUUCAACAAGAGCGACAACCUUUGAAAUAGCAAUAUGUACCUGAACCGACCGCACUAGAAAGGUGGGAGUUGUUGCGAGAUUUGCAUGCCGCAAACGCACGUUCCUCAGUUCUGUCUUGUCUGGAUUCCAGGAUGAAUUUAUUCCGCACAUUCUUCAAGAUGGAAAUCUUCCUCAGCCCCUUGUGGAUCUACGGGAUGACAAGUAUUUAGAUAUGUCCCCGGAAGCUCUUAGAGCGCACUGUAUUGAGCUCAGUAGAACUUUAACAGUGACGGAAGAGCAGGCAACAAAUGUCGAAAGGCUCACUCAAGACCAGAGCAAAUGUAAGGAGUGGUUUGGCUUUCGGUUAGGAAGAAUAACCGCUCCCAUCAUGAAAUCUGUGUGUACAACAAGCAGCGAGAAUCCUGCCUUAUCAACUGUCUUGGCUGUAUGCAGUACCAAGCACUUCAGAUCAAAAGCCACUGACUAUGGGUUUAAACAGGAAAACAUUGCUCUGAAGGAAUAUGAAAAACGAAUGAGGGCAGAACACGAGAACUUUACCAUAACAAGAUGUGGACUGUGUAUCAACUCAGAGUACCCUUACAUUGGUGCAAGCCCGGAUGGUUUCGUGAAAUGUGAUUGCUGUGGUGAAGGUCUGGUUGAAAUAAAGUGCCCUUUUACUGCAAAGGACCAUGGCCUUGAUAAUAUUCCAUAUCUAUGUGAUGGCAAGCUUAAGGACAAUCACAAGUACGCGUACCAAGUACAGACACAGCUCCUUGUUACCGGAAAGGAUUAUUGCGAUUUUGUUGUAUGGUCUCCAUCGGAUAUAUUUGUUCAAAGGAUUGAACCCGAUUCUCAACUUUGUGAUGAAAUUGUAGAAAAAUCUCAGGCUUUCUUCACUCAUGCUGUUUUACCUGAACUGACAGGAAGUCUGAUUUCCAGAGAAAGGUUGCACAAGCAAACUCCGCGGACAGGAACAUUGUUUAGUG
This is a messenger RNA of Dreissena polymorpha, 1380 nucleotides long. RefSeq lists its product as uncharacterized. The transcript has 3 exons. Bases 13 to 444 code for a protein of 143 amino acids. Gene Ontology annotation, molecular function: zinc ion binding. Lineage: Eukaryota; Metazoa; Mollusca; Bivalvia; Myida; Dreissenidae. The record is from RefSeq and is a predicted model, not a curated record.